This is a messenger RNA of Paralichthys olivaceus (Japanese flounder), 1957 nucleotides long. The record is from RefSeq and is a predicted model, not a curated record. Lineage: Eukaryota; Metazoa; Chordata; Actinopteri; Pleuronectiformes; Paralichthyidae.
CUUAGCGGUCGGUUAGCAACCACAUCAACAGCAGGAUGCUCGGACAGCUGUUACACUGAAACUCACACUCUGCGGUUUAUUCACGCGUCUGUGCGAACCGCACCGCCAUGCGUGGCACGCAGGAGCGCGUGCACACAGAGAGAGCAGACCCACCGCCGCUGCGGAGCUAACAGGCUAAUAGGCUAACUGUCAGAAUGAGGCUUUGUUAAUCUUUAUCAACACCUGGACUCAGAGACAACGACAGUCAGACAACAUGGACUCACUGCUGGACUUUGAGGAGUGUGUCAUAGACUCACCUGAGUUCAGACUGAACCUGGAUCAGUUUGAGAAGGACGUUUCUCUUUUGGAGACAAAACUGGACAAGGUGAUGAAGCUGUGCGGCAGGAUGGUGGAGGCGGGACAAGCCUACAGUUCAGCCAACCAGCUGUUGCUGAGCAGCCUGGCGGAGCUCUCCAUUUGCCAGAGGAAGGAAAACGUCAUCACUAACUGUCUGAACCAGUUUAACCAGGGUCUGCAGGAAGUGGUCAGCUUCCACACUAUGUUGUUUGAUCAGACCCAAAGAGCCAUCAGUCAACAGCUGACCAACCUCUGCACACAGUUCCUCCCCCAGCUGGCAGAGACCAGGCGGGAGUUUGUUCGGAUCAGUGAGGAUCUGGAGACAGCGGCGGUAAAAAACGCUCAGGUGUCUCGCCACAAAGCCGGCGAUGCUGAGAGGGCCAGUCACCUGCUGCUCGCCACGCGUAAAUGCUACCAACACUUUGCCUUGGACUACUGUCUGCAGCUCAACACCUUCAAAACUCAGCAGAGGGCAGACAUCUUGAACUCUGUCUUCUCCUUCGUUCAGGCUCAGUUCACUUUCUUCCACCAAGGCUUCGACCUAAUCAGAGACCUGGAUCCCACCAUGAAGACCAUGGCAGCACAGUUGUCCCAGCUGUCUACAGAGUGUUCGGUUAAAAGAAAAGACCUGGAGAACAAACACCUGCUGGUGCAGCAGAGAGAUGCCUCGGGCGAGCCGAUGGUCAGCCCGUGUCCUGGCAGUGAUGACAUCAUCCAGGGUUAUCUGUUCAAACGGUCCAGGAGGAAAUCUAAAACCUGGAAGAGAUGCUGGUUUUCCAUCAGAGACAAUCAACUAAUCUACAGAAAGUCACACAAGGACGACGCCAUGGUUCUGUUCGAGGAUCUCAGACUCUGUGCCGUCAAAUCCCUGGAACACAUCGAUCGACGUUUCUGCUUCGAGCUGCUCUCCGUCCAGAAGUGCUGUGCUCUGCAGGCCGACUCGGAGCAGCUGAAACAGGCCUGGCUCAACACUCUGCAGGGCAGCAUCGACCUCGCUUACAGAGAGAGAGCCGGCGCUCCACUCACACAGCCGAAAGAGCCCCCCUCUCUCCUGUGUGGUGGGAGUGACUCACCAGGCCCCCCCGCUCAGAGGCAGGCUGCCCUGGGCGUGGCCCUGAGGGGCCCGGGGAACCAGCGGUGCUGUGACUGCGGCGAGGAAGAGCCUCGCUGGGCCUCCAUCAACCUGGGAGUCACCAUGUGCAUCGAGUGCUCCGGCAUACACAGGAGCCUGGGUGUUCACCUGUCUAAGGUCCGAUCUCUCACUCUGGACUCAUGGGAGGCUGAACAGCUGAAGCUCCUGUGCGUCUUAGGAAACGAUGUCAUGAACCGGAUCUACGAGGCUCGAUGUUCAGAAGAAGGGCGAGUUAAGCCCUCCGCAAACAGCCCUCGAUCCGAGAAAGAGAUGUGGAUCAAAGAGAAAUAUGUGGAGAAGAGAUUUGUGCAGAACAGCCGCUCAGAGAGAGAUCAGCGUCAGAAGGUCGAGGCCGGGCUGCGUCUGUAUCAGGCGGCGUUGGUGGGAGACCUGGUUGCUAUGGCAGCAGCGCUGGCUGAGGGGGCGGAGGUCAACGGUAGCAUCGCAGAGGAGGAGGGACGUACGGGACUGAUUGGAGCUGCUGUCGGG